Gastrolobium bilobum is the source of this 2850-nucleotide messenger RNA. RefSeq names its product chloride channel protein CLC-c. The transcript has 7 exons. Gene Ontology annotation, biological process: chloride transport; transmembrane transport. Gene Ontology annotation, molecular function: voltage-gated chloride channel activity. Bases 77 to 2491 code for a protein of 804 amino acids. NCBI's taxonomy places the organism in Eukaryota, Viridiplantae, Streptophyta, Magnoliopsida, Fabales, Fabaceae. Gene Ontology annotation, cellular component: plant-type vacuole membrane; intracellular membrane-bounded organelle. The record is from RefSeq and is a predicted model, not a curated record.
UUGGAUCAAUUUGAUUUGAUCAAAGUUGAUUGAUAGAAAGUGGAAGAGAUUUCAAAAUUGUUUAGAAUCGAAGGUUAUGGUUAUGGAUGAUGAUGAGAGGGAUGUUGAGAGAGAGGGGAUGAUGAUGAUGAUUGGGAACGAUGGCAAAGAAAAGAGUAUAGAGAGAGGCAAAUCAGGAUUAGGAUUAAGAUUAGAAUCAGGAUCAGGUUCAGGUUCAUGUUCAGGUUCAGGUUCAGGUUCAGGAUCAGGAUCAGAGAGGCUGAGAGAGCCUCUGCUUGGCACCAAUAACAGGAUCAACAACACUUCCCAGCUUGCCAUUGUCGGAGCCAAUGUUUGUUUUAUUGAAAGUCUCGAUUACGAGAUCAUUGAGAAUGAUCUUUUCAAACAAGACUGGAGGUCUAGAUCAAAGGCUGAGAUAGGCCAGUAUGUUGUCCUAAAAUGGACCCUUGCACUUUUCAUUGGGUUAGGCACAGGUCUUGUUGCCUUCUUCAAUAACAUUGGAGUUGAGAAUAUUGCUGGUUUCAAGCUUCUACUCACCAACAAUCUCAUGCUCACGCGAAAGUAUCAUCAGGCCUUUGUAGUAUAUGUUGGAUGUAACAUGAUUUUAGCCGUUGCUGCUGCAGCCCUCUGUGCCUACAUUGCCCCUGCAGCAGCAGGGUCCGGCAUACCUGAGGUGAAGGCAUACCUCAAUGGUGUAGACGCUCCUUCUAUAUUAGCUCCAACUACCCUCUUUGUAAAGAUUUUUGGUUCAAUAUUUGGGGUUGCGGCUGGUUUUGUUGUGGGUAAGGAAGGACCUAUGGUACACACUGGUUCUUGCAUAGCUAAUUUACUUGGACAAGGUGGUUCUAGAAAAUAUCGGUUGACAUGGAGAUGGCUCAGACAUUUUAAAAAUGACCGAGACCGAAGGGAUUUGAUCACGUGUGGUGCAGCUGCUGGUGUUGCUGGUGCUUUCCGUGCCCCAGUUGGUGGUGUCCUUUUUGCACUUGAAGAAGCAGCUUCCUGGUGGAGGAGUGCUCUUCUGUGGCGAACAUUUUUUACGACAGCUGUGGUAGCUGUAGUGCUGAGAGGUUUCGUAGAAUUAUGCCGGGGUGGAAAAUGUGGUCUUUUUGGGGAAGGAGGUUUGAUAAUGUUUGAGGUUAAUUCAGCAAAGCCUGCUUACACCACACCUGACCUCCUCGCAGUUAUAUUUCUUGGAGUUAUUGGAGGUCUUUUAGGAAGCCUUUACAAUUAUCUUGUGGACAAGGUCCUUCGCACUUACGCCAUCAUAAAUGAGAAAGGCCCUAUAUUCAAAGUUCUACUUGUCAUGAUUAUCUCCUUUUUGACCUCUUGCUGUUCAUUUGGCCUUCCAUGGCUAUCAAAGUGCAUCCCUUGUCCUCCUCAUUUGAGGGAUCAGUGCCCAACCGUAGGGCGCUCCGGACACUACAAGAAUUUUCAGUGCCCACCUAACCACUACAACGACCUUGCCUCUCUCUUUUUUACUACUAAUGAUGAUGCUAUUCGUAACUUAUUUAUUGCUGGCUCUGACAAAAGAUUUCUGCUCUCUAGUCUUCUGAUUUUCUUUGUGGCCAUAUACUUUCUUGGAAUCAUCACUUAUGGCAUUGCCAUUCCCUCUGGGCUCUUUAUUCCUGUUAUACUUGCUGGAGCUUCGUAUGGGCGUCUUGUAGGAAGUCUCUUGAGUCCAUUCACUGUUCUUGAUGUGGGUUUGUUUGCCCUCCUUGGGGCUGCAUCCUUCCUUGGAGGCACCAUGAGAAUGACCGUUUCUCUUUGUGUCAUACUUCUUGAACUCACAAAUAACCUGCUGAUGCUUCCAUUGGUGAUGUUGGUUCUCCUUAUUUCCAAGUCUGUGGCUGAUUGUUUUAACAAAGGAGUUUAUGAUCAGAUUGUGCAAAUGAAGGGGCUACCUUAUAUGGAAGCACAUGCAGAACCAUACAUGAGGCAAUUAAUUGCAAGUGAUGUUGUUUCUGGUCCAUUGGUUACAUUUGCUGGGGUUGAAAAAGUGGGGAACAUUGUGCAUGCUUUAAAGGUCACUGGACAUAAUGGGUUUCCUGUAAUUGAUGAGCCUCCUUUCUCAGAUGCUCCUGAAUUGUGUGGGUUGGUUUUGAGGUCUCAUCUGCUUGUACUCCUUAAACACAGGACAUUUACAAAGGAGAGAGGGAUGACUGGAUCCUCCAUUAUGAGAAACUUCAAGGCACAUGAUUUUGCAAAGCCAGGUUCAGGCAAGGGGAUCAAGCUGGAGGAUAUAGACAUUUCUGAGAACGAGAUGGAAAUGUAUGUUGAUCUCCAUCCGAUUACUAAUACGUCACCAUAUACAGUUGUGGAAACAAUGUCUCUAGCUAAAGCUGCUCUUCUUUUCCGGGAGCUUGGCCUCAGGCACUUGUUGGUGGUGCCAAAGACACCGGGAAGACCUCCAAUUGUCGGGCUCCUGACAAGACAUGAUUUCAUGCCUGAGCAUGUCUUGGGACUUUACCCUCACUUCCACUCCCAUAAGUAGAGAAAUCAUUAUCAAGCUUAUUUUUUGGUGACAUCAAACCUUAUCAACUAUAAGGCACCAUGGAGUUCCUUUUAUUAGUAGAAGAUUAAUCAAGAUCUUUACCACAAUCACCUUGUUGUUAUAGAGCACGAUACCUAGAUGAGCUUACGAGUGUUUUCAUUCUUUUUCUCUCUUGGAACUUGUAUUUCGUCUGAUAUCGUUUGUCGUUAUCUCUUGUAAGUUAGAAGAUUGCAGAAUUCGAAUCUUUCAGUAGGGAAAAAAAUUACGUUUUGCGAAGAGGAAUGUUAUAGUUAUAAACUUUUUCUUUAUAAAUUAUACUAUGUCUGACCAGUCAUAUAGUAAUCAAGAGUGUCAUUCUU